AUGCGAUCCCACUCGACGUCGUCAUGCACACCGACGAUUGCUGCUUCACUGUUUGCGUCUGUAAACUCGAAGAUACGGGAGAUCGAGGACGCCGACUCGAGCGGAUUCCUGCGUUAUGUGGAUGGCCAGGUGCAGGAGACCUGGGAUACGGCCAAGGCAGCUGUUGUGGGUGCGCAACGACUGCUCCAGUUCCAUGAACUGCCAAAAGAAUGGCAAGAAAAUGAAUAUGUUUUGUCUGGCUAUCGAUUCUGCGAAAGCACACAUCAAUGCUUGAAAUCCAUCUUUAGACUUCAUAAUGAAACCUUGAAUAUCUGGAGCCAUCUACUAGGAUUCAUCUUUUUUUCCUUCUUGAGCGUCUUUUCAUUCAACCGGCAUUUCCCCGAGGCCAGCAUGAAUGAUCGCAUCAUCUUCAUGACGUUCUGUGUAUCUGCAUUAAAAUGUUUAUUUUGUUCUUCUGUUUAUCAUACUUUUAUCUGUCACUCACGCCACCAAGUCAAGGCAUUCACAGCCACACUGGAUUAUAUCGGCAUUUCCAUUCUCAUCACUGCAUCCGUCCUUGUCACCGAGUACUAUGGCUUCUAUUGCCAAACCAUCCCCAGAUUCCGCUACAUGAUUUUUACCACCGUCGUCGGCAGCUCAGGUGUCGUCAUGCCCUUCUUCAAGCGAUGGGAUACUAAAGCAUGGCGUCCCUUGCGCAUCAGCGUGUUCCUAUCCAUGGCAUUCUCCAGCAUCGUGCCCGUGUUACACCUUAUCUCUAUCAACGGCGUCAUGCAAUCGUUCUCAUUCUUCCAUUUGGCGGCCGUCAGUGUCUCCAUGUAUCUGCUAGGUGUUGUUAUUUACGUCAAGCGAUGGCCUGAAAAGCAGUUUCCCGGCAAAUUUGACUUUGCAGGAAUGACAAGCCAUGCGAUCUGGCAUGUGUUCGUGUGCCUUGGAAUUUAUUUCCACUAUCUUGCAUCACUGCAUUUCUAUGCCCAACGGUUUGCUUACGGUUGCAUGGCUGCAUGA
This is a messenger RNA of Zychaea mexicana, 1005 nucleotides long. Its product is annotated as hemolysin-III related-domain-containing protein. Gene Ontology annotation, molecular function: signaling receptor activity. Gene Ontology annotation, cellular component: membrane. The transcript has 6 exons. Bases 1 to 1005 code for a protein of 334 amino acids. Lineage: Eukaryota; Fungi; Mucoromycota; Mucoromycetes; Mucorales; Lichtheimiaceae. The record is from RefSeq and is a predicted model, not a curated record.